GAAGAGACGGAUCGGUGUACAAGCGACCGACUUUUGUUUUUCAAUAGCGUUUUACGUCGGUGAGGGAGCAGAGUGAGGCAGGUGGUGCAGUAUUUGGACUCUAGUUCUUGACACGUUAUUCCCUCCAUAAUGAGUGAUGAUGAACUGGAAGCCAUCCGUAGCAGGAGGAUGCAGGAACUGCAGGGCAUCCAGGGCCAACAGCAAAAGCAGGAGAUGAUGCAGCAGCAACAGCAAGCAAUCAACAGUCUUCUAAAUCAGGUGUUAGAUCAGCAAGCUAGAGCAAGACUAAACACAAUCAUGGUUGCAAAGCCAGAGAAAGGAAAACAAAUGGAAUCUGUUAUUGUUCAGAUGGCAACUUCAGGACAAAUUGGUAGUAAACUGUCAGAAAAUGAUCUCAUUGCACUUGUGGAAAGAGUCAAUGCUCAGACUCAAAAAACAACUACAGUUAAGUUUGACCGUAGGCGGGCUGCUCUUGAUGAUGACGACGACUGGUAAUCAGUAUCUGAAGGUUUUUUUGAAAAUUUUGAUUUAGUGCUAUAAAUUUCUGCAAGCAGUUGCUUUCCUAAUUUCCCUGGUUGCAUAUAAACUUAUAAUUUAUAAGAUUUCAUGGUGCAUAACUUAAUACUUACAGCUGCAUAUUUUUCUCAACAGCCUUGAAUUUAACAUGUGAUGGCUGUUAAUAUAGCUACAGCAGUUUAAGUAACAUCUUAUAAUUGUGAAUUAAAAUUCAGACAUUUUUAAUAUUGCCAUUAGUCUUUCAUUAUUGGUACCGUUUUGGGGAUUUAAAACUAGUUUAGCUGAAUUUUGAAUGUUUUACAUUUAGUACUUGCAUUUUCCAGCCUGACAGUUUGGGAAGGCGUGUACAAUAUUCUUGUUAAUUAAAUUUAUGCAUAAACUGUAAAUAUUAUAAGCCAACUGUCAUAAUGGGUCCUUUGUCAUUUCUCUUUUAACAUAUUUGCAUUCCAAUGAUGCAUCAGUUUCAUAGGCAUUGAUAUAGUGGAAAUAUUUUUUAACCAAACAGGGAUAUCAGUAUAAUUUUUUUUUAUUCAAACUGAUGAAAUUUAAAAUGUAUGUGCAUUCACACAUGGCACCAUAGCAUAUCUUGUUUGGUUCACGUUGGGGAUAGCUUGUGUUAAAAUUGGUUAAUGACAUUUGACCCGAGAGUUGAAGCUUUUGUAGUAUUAAGUACUGUGUAUCAAAUUGGAAAUGUUUGUUUGCAUACAUCUCAUUUUAUCCUUAGUAAGUGGCAACCACUUGAAUAUUUAUUACUAUAUAUUUGAGUGUCCAUCCAUGUUAAGGUUAGGGGAUUGUCCCAAAGCCUCUUCAUGUGUGGCCUUUACAUACUUAUAUUUUCAGCCUGCUCUGUGAGUAGCUUGCCUUGGAAUGUUCAAUCCUCUUGUAUUACAUUUUUAUGUUGUGAAUGGAUGCAAGCAGAUCGUGAUAACUUUUCAUUUUUGUACACAUUUAUAUGCCUUAUCUGUGAAAAGUUAUACAUUGUUGGAUGAGGAUGUAUGUUUAUGUUUGGUUGUAGUAUUUAGUUUUGUUUGAAAGCUUUGUUUAAUAGGUAAUCUCUCACAACUGCUUAUGUUCUUGCAACUUUUCCCCAAAAUUACUCAUGUGUAAAUUACUCUUUACAAAUGAAUAUAAAUAUUUAAUACAGUAUGUUAAUUAUUGUGUCAAUUCAUAGCAGAUUGUAUAAUACACUAGGUACCCAACUUAGUGUUACACACUUACAGCUUUGAAACCAAUUAAUGACAUGGGCUCACAUUUGUUUGGUCAAGAUUUGUCAAGAAAUGGGCAUAAGAAAUAAGGUUGGUUUUUAGGGUGGUAAGGUAGCAUUUCUGCUUACAUGCCUAUAUAGUUGAAAUGUCAGUGUGAGAGGCUUGCCAACACCCCUCCAUUUACCCUCUUUCCACACUAAGUCAGUUCAGCUACUGCCUGCCUUUACAAAUCUGUAUUGUAUACUGUAUUAUAUUUCUUUUCUGUUUAACAUGUUACACUAAUUAUCAAGUGUUUAAUACUUUUUAUAAGCCAAAGUGAAUGGUACUUAGUAAAAAAAAAAACUAUUUAAACCAAUAUUUUAUAUUAAAACAAUAAAGGGAAUUAGAAACAAAAUAUUUUGGCUUGGAACGUCUCCAAUUAUGGUGGGUGCCUCCUCCGUUGAAGAAAAUAGUUUUGGGGCAGUACGUGUUCCUAUCCAUGCGUACUAAAAGCUGAAGAAUUUCCAUGCUCUUAUCCAUCUCGCAGUGUACCUUUCUCAACAUUGUUUUUUGUUAUUAAUGAAAACAAAGUGCCAUCCUGUGUAAUAAAAUUUUUAUUUGCA
Molecule: messenger RNA, 2323 nt
Organism: Cherax quadricarinatus
Lineage: Eukaryota; Metazoa; Arthropoda; Malacostraca; Decapoda; Parastacidae
Gene: PDCD-5
Product: programmed cell death 5
Cellular component (GO): cytosol; nucleus
Molecular function (GO): DNA binding
Source: RefSeq, a predicted model, not a curated record